Molecule: messenger RNA, 4740 nt
Organism: Panicum virgatum (switchgrass)
Lineage: Eukaryota; Viridiplantae; Streptophyta; Magnoliopsida; Poales; Poaceae
Product: aquaporin NIP3-2-like
Exons: 7
Coding region: 3506-4498 (330 amino acids)
Biological process (GO): transmembrane transport
Cellular component (GO): membrane
Molecular function (GO): channel activity
Source: RefSeq, a predicted model, not a curated record
GCCGAGCGCCUCCGCGUGAGGCUCCGGCGGCCGCCGUGCGACAGGGUCGUUCCCCGACGACGGUGGGUCUCCGGAUGGCAGGGAUCCCUCCUCCUCUACCUCGUGCCUAGUCGCAUUGGACUAUUGCUGCCAUGGAUCGACGACCUGCCGUGGCCGUUGAGGAGCUCUGGCCAUGCCCUGCUCCAUCCUGCCGCCAAGGAUGGUGGGCGGAGUUGCUCUGGAACCCUGGAGGAACAGUGCUCAAUGGUUCUCCAGAAUUCAGAGACCUACAAAGGAACCGAACAGGUCUUGUAAAUUCUGCAGGACGACAUACCCUGCUACAAGAGCAUUCAUCAUGAUUGUUGCCCCAACUGCCACUGCUAUCAGUUCUUUCACCUAGUUUGAUGAGAAGAUCAUUAGCUUUAUAUAAUGGGAGGAAGGGUAACAAGUCUAAAAGAUCUAAAGGAGCAUGAAACUUACAGCAUGGGGGUCGGUGGCGAGAGCGGUGAUGAUGAACAGAAGCAUGAAUGUCGUGAUGAACUCAAGGAAGAAAGCUUCAGUAGUGCCAACCUUUGGAAUGGUGGCAAUCCCAGGGUUCACUGGAUGAUAGAUGCCCUUGACACUGAAGGAAGCAGCAAUGGAGCCCAGAAUUUGUGCAGUCAUGUAAGGUAGGAGGUGAGCAAGUGGGAGGUGGCCAAACACGGUCAUGGCGAUGCUAACUGCCGGGUUCAGGUGGCAUCCGGAUAUGUGUAUGAGGGACAGUACUAGAACCGUGACGGCUAAACCUGCAGAUGUUGCGAUGCCGAGCAGGCUCUCAACUCCGUCAUGCUGCUCAUUCAUGACUAUGGUGGAAAGCACAGUGAAGAUCAGUAUGAAUGUGCCAAGGAACUCAGCAAUCACCUGCAACAACAAUAGCACAUCAAGGUUAAAAUUACAUCAGAAAACAGUAGCACAUCAAGGUCAUAUAUAAACUGUUAAGGUUUUGUAACUGUACCUUCUUGAUGAGAGGAACUGCUUUUAUCUUCGGUAAGCCUUGAUUCCAUAGGCGAUAAUGAGUUGCAUGAGCAUCAGAGGAUUCGGCAGGAUCAUCAUGUGGAUGUGAGCUGACACUGCCGGCAUUGAGCAACUCAAAUGGCAUGACCUUGGAGCUUGCAGCCCUUGGGGAAAUGAUGAUGGAAAUCCUGUUGCUCUCACUUGUCCCCGUAGGAGGGACUGUAACUGCAGCGGCGCAGCCACAUCCAUGCCGCGCUUUUGCUCUUCCAUGCUUUGCUCUAAAGUCAAUCAGCUAAAUCUCACUAUGUAAUCGAUGAAACAGGAUGUUGAUACUUAACUCUGUUGUUUUGGUCUUUGUAGGGCAAAGGAAUUCUGUUUUUGAUGCUUGGAUGUGAUAUGAAGCAUGGCAGUGAAGGCUAUAUAUAGGCAUCUGCUUUUGCGUGGUUUUCAUAUGCGCAACGUGCCUUGUAGUAGCUUCUGUUGUUAAAACCAACAGGCUCCAAAUCUGCGGCGGCAGAGGUGCCGAAUUCAUGGGUUUUGGAAAAGCGGCAACUGAAUACCGCGGCGAAAGAAGUUGCUAGAGCAGUGUAUGGCGCUGAUCUGCCUUCCACCUCUGCUGCUUCAAAUCUUGGAGUUGUUAGUUUCAGCAACACCAUAUGCUAAGCUAAACACACGUGGAGAGCUAGGGUAAGUCAAAUGAUAAUCAAUUCGUUGAUUGUCCGAAUGAGCUUUUGAGAUAAACAUGUGACCUAAUACUAAUAGCAAUGAUGGUCCAAUGGGUCUCAUACUGGCUGCUAUCUAACAAUUUACUAAUUGGACGUUAAUUCUCACAGAAUGAGCUAGAAAAACAGGAAAAUGCUAGACAUUUUCAUAAAAAUCAAACGGGCUAGAAAAAUAGAGAAAUUGCUAGACAUUUUCAUAAAAAUCCAAGACGUCUGGCCAUCAAUCUGGUAAGUCUAAAAUUUACACAUCUUGCUAUUAUAAAGAUAAUCUAAAGUAACCCUAAAUUUGCAUCUUAGAUCCCCUACAUGUGUUGUUAUUAAGAAUAAUAUAAAGUGAUCUCUAAAUCUGCAUCAGAAUUAAAAUAUUAUUAUAAAAUAGUAUUCCAAAGUAAAUCGUUAUAUGAUUUUAAAUCAUCUAAUUCCGUAACUUUUAAGUUUUAAUACAGAAAAAAAUACUAACUUAAGAUAUACAUGCAUGAUCUGUAAACAUACACCAUAUAUGUAUACAUGUAUAAAGAAGCGAGGGGACUUCCAUGUUAAAGACGUAGCUCAAACUUCGGGUUCAUUCAAUUAAGCACAUGCCGAACGCAUACAGAGGUGCGUGCAAUGCAAAGCGAAAAAAAUGUUAUGAAUUUAGAUGAAAAAAAGUGUAUAGAGUAAUUGCUAACUAAAGUCUAUCACAAAAUGAAAAAAAAACAUAUAUAAGUACGUAUCUAUGUAGUAUGUGCUACAAUAUUUAACUAAUGAAAGAGCAAGAUAAGCAUUUUUUUAUUAUAUUAGCUAUGGAAAAUUUCUUUACAAAUUUCUGAUACUUGUCUGUCAAAAUUACAAGCCCGUGGACAGCAUGGGUUGAUGGAUUAAUUAUCAUAAUUUACAGCAUAGUAAUUCCCAUAUAUGGCAGUAAUGCAACCUCAUCAUCAGGAAGUGGUAAACUUACUCCUCUCAUGUGUAUUAUCAUAAAAAUUAAUGCUUCUCAGUUUGCUGUCAAGUGACAAGUUUGUGUGUAUUUUUCUGGACUUGCCACCAAUGCAAUACUAUGCUAAUUUCUUAGUGAUUGUUCCACUAUCUAGUUGCUGGACUCGUAUAUAUUUCUUCCAUGUUUAUGCUUCUCCCAAAUUUAAUUACAUGUAUAAAACUUGUUUCAACGCUAAUUUAUUUAUCCCCAAAAUAUAUUUAUUAUAAUCAGAUAUGUCAUCAGCCAGUAUUUAGCUGUCAGGAUAAACACGGACAACUAUAUCUGCAUUCCUUCACUCCUCGAAUUUGUCUUGGUUUUUAUCUGAGUUUCCUCUCGGCCAAAAUCUACCACUUCUAGCUUUUUCCCUUGAACGACAUUUGUAACUUCCUCAGACACAGCAUUGACCCCUUCAACUUUGAUCACAAAAGUGGAAAAGAAGAUGCUUGGGAAAGGACUCUAAGCAUCCUCUACUAUCGACCAGACAAUUAGACAAACAAGAACUUGCCAACAUAUCAGUCAGUAUCAACUGAUCCAAGGCACAAGCUUAUGAGCAUGGUAGCCAUAGAAUCUACAAGCGGCUUCCAUUGUGCUCAUGAGCUGUGACCAGCAGAACAGGGCAGAUCGAGGCGUUGGUACACAUCGAUGCAUGGUAGGUUUGAACAGGUAAAACGGAGCUAAAUGACUGCAACAGAAGUAGUAUUAUAACUUGAUUUGGCAUUGGACAGUGAAACCAACAAGAAUGGUGUUUGUUUUCACCUUCCCAUACUGUGUGGUGUUGAUCAAUCAUUCAAUCAUCACAAAUCAUUCCAGAGCUAAUUGUUUUUCACUUGUUUGAGCAGGUACAUCGAUCACAUCCAUGCCGUGCCCGCCAAAAUCCAUCCAGGCCAGUCAGUGCCCACAUAAAUCUCAACCAAGCAUAGAGCUCCCUGUCCACUGCACUGACAUUCUCCUCCAGUCAGUCCUCCAGCUCGAGAAAUCAUCAAUGGAGCAGCAUAUGAGGAGCAUCUCCAGGGAUCUGACACUGAGCAUCUCCAGGGCAGCUUCCAUGGACGACAUGAGCGCCGACGACAAGAUCGCAAUCAUCGUCCCGCACUCGUCCCCAAUCCUCUCGACGAAGUCUCCUUCCAACCACACCCUGCCCCAAUGGGUGCAGAGCGAGGCUUCCCGUCCACCUCCGAGCAUGGAGGAUAGGGCGGCGCUCGCCCUCGUCAGGAAGGUGGCGGCGGAGUUCCUGGGCACCUUCCUGCUCGUCUUCACCCUGCUCUCGGCGCUCAUCGUGGACGAGGCUCGCGGCGGCGCGCUGGGCCUGCUCGGCGUGGCCGUGGCGGCGGGGUCCGCCGUGGCGGUGAUCGUGGCGUCGCUCGCCCACGUCUCCGGCGCGCACCUCAACCCGGCGGUCAGCACCGCCAUGGCCGCGUUCGGAUACCUCCCCGGGGCCCACCUCCUGCCGUACGUCGCCGCUCAGCUCCUCGGCUCCACGGCCGCCUCGUUCGCGGCCAGGGCGGUCUACGAGCCGCCGAACCUCGGCGCCACCGCCGCCACCGUGCCGGCGCUCGGCACCGCGGCGGCGCUCGCCGUGGAGUUCGUCACCACGUUCGUCCUCCUCUUCGUCAUCACCGCCCUCUCCACCGAUCCGAAAGCAGUGAAGGAGCUGCUUGCAGUGGGAGCUGGGGCGGCAGUGAUGAUGGGCGCGCUCAUCUCCGCGGAGACGACGGGAGCGUCGAUGAACCCGGCGAGGACGCUGGGGCCGGCCAUCGCCGCUGGGACGUACACCAAGAUCUGGAUCUACAUGGUCGCUCCUCCCCUCGGCGCCAUCGCCGGAACUGGAGCUUACGUUGCGCUCAUGUGAUUCAAUGAUUGUGCAGGCAGGCAUGGCUGCACAAUCACAUAAACGAAGUGGUUCUCUUUUCUUAAGAAAAGAAGUAGUAGCUAGGAUGGAAAUGGAAUCAAGGGCACAAUUGUUGGGACCUUGUCUAAUUUCUCCUUGAGAACUUGAACAUGAAUUUUCCACAUAUACUUGUGGUUGCAUAGUCCAUCAUUGCCCUCCAUUUUGAAAUCAACAAUGGGAGAUGGGUGAAAGAAUCAUGGGUA